AUGGGGUGGGUUCAUCGCAUCAACUCCGGGGUCGCGAGUAGCCCCGUUGGAAGAUGGUUCCAACUCGAAGGAUCUGGUCAUCCCAAGGAACGAAAGGGGUCCUACUUCUUCACCGAGCUACGCGCUGGCGUCGCCGCUUUUUUUGCUAUGGCUUACAUCAUUGCUGUCAAUUCCAGCAUCGUAGCUGAUACUGGCGGAACCUGUGUCUGCAAUGGCGGAGCGGAUGAUCCUAUCUGUGACGUGAACGAGGAUUACUUAUUAUGUGCCGCCGAAGUCAAACGCGAUCUCGUUACUGCGACGGCCGCCAUCAGUGCACUUUCAUCAUUUUGCAUGGGCCUGUUCGCGAACCUCCCAGUCUCUCUGGCCCCCGGUAUGGGGUUGAAUGCAUAUUUCGCGUAUACCGUGGUUGGACACCAUGGUACCGGCACAGUCCCGUACAGUGUAGCUUUGACGGCAAUAUUUGUCGAGGGCUGGGUUUUUUUCGCCCUUGCCCUCUUCGGCCUCAGGCAAUGGCUCGCAAGGGCCAUUCCGCGAUCGAUAAAGCUCGCCACGAGCGUGGGAAUCGGUCUCUUCCUAACCCUGAUAGGCUUUACGUAUAGCGAGGGUAUCGGUCUUCUGACUGGCGCACAAUCUACGCCACUUGAGUUAGCCGGCUGUACGCCUGACUUGCUAGACCCUGUCACUCAACUUUGCCCUGAUGGAGCAAAGAUGCGCAAUCCAACGUUAUGGGUUGGUAUUUUCUGCGGUGGCGUGUUGACUGUGCUGUUGAUGAUGUAUCGCGUGAAGGGCGCUAUAAUAGCAGGCAUUCUCCUCGUUAGCAUAAUCUCGUGGCCACGAGGAACUUCCGUGACUUAUUUUCCUUAUACCGCCGUGGGCGACGACGAAUUCAACUUCUUUAAGCAGGUGGUUGACUUCCACAAGAUCACCAAGACUCUCACGGUUCAGCGAUGGGACAUCUCUGAAUACGGAGGUCAGUUCGGCUUGGCGUUUAUUACAUUUCUUUAUGUGGAUAUCCUUGACUGCACGGGGACUUUGUAUUCAAUGGCUCGCUUUGCUCGUGUUGUGGACCCUGUAACCGAGGAUUUCGAGGGAUCGACAAUCGCAUACAUGGUCGACGCCAUCAGUAUCUCGAUAGGAUCACUCUUAGGAAGCCCACCCGUCACCGCCUUCAUCGAGAGUGGUGCAGGUAUUUCCGAGGGAGGAAGAACUGGACUAACGUCGAUAACCACGGGUUUAUGCUUUUUCAUCUCUAUUUUCUUUGCACCGAUAUUUGCCUCAAUCCCACCAUGGGCUACAGGCUGCGUGUUGGUCUUAGUCGGUUCGAUGAUGAUGCAGGCGGUGACCGAGAUCAACUGGAGGUAUAUUGGUGAUUCUGUACCUGCCUUUGUAACUAUAUGCGCAAUGCCUUUCACGUACAGCAUUGCGGACGGACUCAUCGGUGGUAUUUGCUUGUACAUCACGCUCAACGCAACGGUGUGGUUGAUCGAAAAAGCGUCAGGGGGACGGCUUGUCCCGCCCAACAAAGCCGAAAAGGAUCACUGGACCUGGCGGGUCUCUGGUGGUAUAUUACCACCGUGGUUGGUACGGCUUUCGGCGGGCAAAAAUGAUUUCUGGCGGGAAAAUUCUCCUGCCACUGUAUCGGCUUUAGAUGUGCCAGAUGAAAAGGACAUGGCGAAGAAGGAUUCGAAAGACGCCACGGAAGGUAAUUCCAAAGCCGCUGCCCUUCGGAGCCACGAGAAGCCUCUCUGA
Molecule: messenger RNA, 1749 nt
Organism: Annulohypoxylon truncatum
Lineage: Eukaryota; Fungi; Ascomycota; Sordariomycetes; Xylariales; Hypoxylaceae
Product: permease family-domain-containing protein
Exons: 7
Coding region: 1-1749 (582 amino acids)
Biological process (GO): transmembrane transport
Cellular component (GO): plasma membrane
Molecular function (GO): purine nucleobase transmembrane transporter activity
Source: RefSeq, a predicted model, not a curated record